Messenger RNA from Haemonchus placei, 945 nucleotides. The record is from the annotation of a GenBank genome assembly. Lineage: Eukaryota; Metazoa; Nematoda; Chromadorea; Rhabditida; Trichostrongylidae.
AUGGUCCCUUUAGAAGGAAGUCGUGGAGAAGGAUUUUCGACGUUUCAUUCACCCUUCAAUAAUGUCAGGGAAACUUGCUUGGGCAAGUUUCUCGACUGUUCUGGGCCUCUUACCAAGGCUGCUAAACCUAAGCCGAUCGAUACGUAUCUACAACACGAUACACUGGACGUCGUUAUUGAAACUAUAACAGCGAUCAUAGACAGAGAUGUCACUGUACAAUCCUCGUCUUCCCGAUUAUAUGGUGAGGCCCAUCAGCGCAUUCACUCUCAUGCCACACGCUCAGCUUAUAACUCAUCGUUUGCAAGCACCGUAGUGAAGAAAGAAGAAGAUGGCAUCAACGAUUGGAAGGUGCAGUCGAAAUUCAGUGUCCCUGCAGUUGUCACGAAUGCACUUUCGUUUCCAUACGCUGCACCGUACCCGUCUAUUCAGAACAUUGUGGCUACAGUAGACUUAGGUCAACGCAUAGAUCUGAAGAAGUUGACGCUCCAUUCAAGGAACACUGAGUAUAACCCAAAAAGAUUCUCAGCGGUUAUUAUGCGAAUUCGUGAACCUCGAACAACGGCCCUCAUUUUCUCUUCGGGUAAAAUGGUCACAACUGGGGCUAAGUCCGAGUCAGCUAGCAGGCAGGCUUCUCGCAAAUUUGCCCGUAUUGUUCAGAAAGUUGGCUUCAACGUGAAAUUCGCAGAUUUCAAGAUUCAAAAUGUGGUCGGAUCAUGUGACGUACGCUUUGCAAUUCAACUGGAAGGCCUGUGCAUAAUGCACGCUCAAUUCAGCACCUAUGAGCCAGAACUGUUUCCCGGCUUGAUAUAUCGUAUGGUACACCCGAGGGUGGUGCUACUCAUCUUCGUGUCCGGCAAGGUGGUGAUCACAGGAGCUCGGCAUCAGGAUGACAUUGAUCAGGCGUUCAAUCACAUUUAUCCGAUCCUCAAAAGAUUCAGAAAGUAG